Messenger RNA from Paramecium pentaurelia, 321 nucleotides. Lineage: Eukaryota; Ciliophora; Oligohymenophorea; Peniculida; Parameciidae. The record is from the annotation of a GenBank genome assembly.
AUGAAUCCUCAUGCAUCUCGUUUAAAAUUUCAACCUGUCAUAACUCUAAAUAAACGAACUUUCGACUUAGAUUUGUUUGAAUUAGAGAAAAUAAACUUUCUAAAUAAGAUGGAUAAUAUGUAAACAUCGAUAAACAAUUCUUAAGAAAUUGGUACACCGACUUUUAAUAGGCGCACCGAAAUAUAAGAAAAUAAAGCAAAAUUAGAAGACAUUAACUAUGCUAAAUCAAAAAAAGUAUUGUACAUCAGCUCAAAGUAAUCAAAAAAACAAAAUACAACUAAAACCACUCUUUUAAAUACUUAAUAGACAACAUAUUAGUGA